UGUUCUGCUAACAAUGACAGGCGCGCAUGGCAGCUUGUUAGUAUCAAUCAGCAGUCGGCCUUAUUUUAUCUUCUUCGUUAGUAAUAAAUACGUUCCCUCAACACGAACUUUUCAUUGUCCAAAAUGAAGUUGUUAACGACGCUUGUUCUGAGUGCACUGUUAGGAGUUGGGUUUUGUAGAAGAUUUCCACCCGGGUUCAAAUUUGGUGCAGCCACAGCUGCUUACCAGGUCGAGGGCGCCUGGAACGUCAGCGACAAAUCCGCAAGUAUCUGGGACACGUUCGUGCACACUAGACCAGAGAUUAUAGCAGAUAGAUCCAACGGGGACGUCGCCUGUGACAGCUACAACCAAUGGAUGAAAGACGUGGAAAUAGCUUCGGAGUUGGGAUUAGAUUUCUACAGAUUUUCUCUCUCCUGGCCAAGAAUUUUGCCCAAUGGUUUUGCAAAUAAGAUAAGUGAAGAAGGAGUAAAAUUUUACUCAAAUCUCAUCGAUGCUUUAUUGGAGAGAGGAAUUGAGCCUGUCGUAACAAUAUAUCACUGGGAUCUGCCACAAAAUUUACAAGAUCUUGGCGGCUGGACCAAUCCUUUGAUAUCGGAUUGGUUUGCGGACUACGCUCGUGUAGUGUUCAGUCUAUACGCUGACCGGGUCAAGACUUGGAUCACUCUUAAUGAACCCAUGACGUUUUGCGAAGUUUCUUACAAUUUUGGAAUUCACGCUCCUGGAAUAGUUAGCAGAGGAAUUGGCAAUUAUAUAUGCAACAAGAACACAAUGUUGGCACACGCUAAAGCCUGGCGGAUAUACGACAAGGAGUUUAGACCAAAAUACACAGGCAAGGUGUCCCUCACCAAUCAAAUCAUGUGGUUUGAAGGAGCUGAAGAAAAUGACGGAGAAGCGGCUGAACUGGCUCUACAGUUAAUGGGAGGAAUGUACUCACACCCAAUUUUCUCUAAAAAAGGCGGUUGGCCUAAGAAAGUAGAAAAUCUAAUAGCAGUAAAGAGUAAAAAAGAGGGUUACCCACAAUCCAGAUUGCCAGAAUUUACAAAGGAAGAAAAAGAAUUAAUAAAAGGAACAUAUGACUUCUUCGGCUUGAACUACUAUACGUCACGAAUUGCUCGCCGUGCCCGAGGAGAAGUUGUUGGUCCUUGGCCUCUCAAAGGUGGACCAGACAUUGAUGUAAUAACAUCAGUGCGUCCAGAAUGGCCGCAGGGAGGCACCAGCUGGUUCUAUGUACACCCGCAAGGUUUACGGAAACUAAUUUCUUGGGUGAAAGAACAGUAUGGGGACAUAGAAAUCUUCAUAGCAGAGAACGGCUUUGCCACCCAUGGCCAGGAUUUAGACGAUCAAGUCCGCGUGGAUUACUAUAAGAGCCAUUUAGAACAGGUUCACCUCGCAAUUGAAGAAGAUAAGGCCAAUGUCGUAGCAUACACAGCUUGGACGAUGAUAGACAACUUUGAAUGGAGCGAUGGCUAUCGUUCCAAAUUCGGUUUAUACGAGGUGGACUUUAACGACCCAGCCCGCGCCCGGCGCCCGAGAGCCUCCGCACACUUCUACAAAGAGAUUGUGAAAGCGAAAUCAUUAGAUGUAGAUAGUCAUGUAUUAAAUGAUGAAUUAUAGUAAAAAUAUACUACGUUAUGUGAUUUGACAAUAUUGACUGACGAAGAUAUAAAAAAGAGGAUUAUAUAUAUUUAUAAUUUGUAUAUCCCAGUUGAAAAACUUCUUGUUUGGAAACUUGGUGAUAAAAUAUAUAAAAGACUCUCUUUAGUUGAAUAUGAAAUGUCACGAAUACGUUAGUCAAGCAUCGAGAGGCUCGUAAAGGUUAUUUAAUGUUCAUAGAAAAAAAGAACAUUUUUCGAAACAGAGAUUCAUAAUAAUAUUCAGCUCAACGCGUCCGAUGCGUAGUUUAAUAUUGAAAUAAUGCAAUCCAAAUCUGUAUGUCAUAUUUAAGAAGAAUGAUGUAACAUUUUUAAGACAAUGUCUUUCAAUUAUGUCUCCAGCUUUUAUAAAAUUAGUUUUAAUAAUGAAUUAAGAUGUAGUGUUUUUAAAUUUAGGUUCCGU
Danaus plexippus (monarch butterfly) is the source of this 2055-nucleotide messenger RNA. RefSeq names its product myrosinase 1-like. The coding region runs from base 124 to 1614 and encodes 496 amino acids. The record is from RefSeq and is a predicted model, not a curated record. Lineage: Eukaryota; Metazoa; Arthropoda; Insecta; Lepidoptera; Nymphalidae. The transcript has 11 exons. Gene Ontology annotation, molecular function: beta-glucosidase activity. Gene Ontology annotation, biological process: carbohydrate metabolic process.